Messenger RNA from Cryptomeria japonica (Japanese cedar), 1861 nucleotides. Its product is annotated as protein EDS1-like. Lineage: Eukaryota; Viridiplantae; Streptophyta; Pinopsida; Cupressales; Cupressaceae. The transcript has 2 exons. The coding region runs from base 451 to 1266 and encodes 271 amino acids. The record is from RefSeq and is a predicted model, not a curated record. Gene Ontology annotation, biological process: defense response.
GAAAGGUCGCCCCUGUUUACAUCAUCGCAUUUGGCUUUCCCCUAAUUGGAGAUGAAAUUCUUGCCAGAGCAGUUCGUAGGCAGGGGUGGGCCAAUCAUUUCUAUAAUGUUGUUUCAAAGACUGAUGUUUUUGCCAGAACUCUGCUGGCUCCUUGUAUAUCUGUGUCAAGCUUUGUGGAAGCCCUGCUGCCUUACUGGCAGAGGUCUGUUGAGCAGAUGAAUAAUAAUGAUGCAGACAUUCUCAUGGAGCCUGCAGACUUGGACUUUAACAAGUAUUUAGUUACUGUUCUGCAUCAUGCUUGUGCAGUGGUUAACUUGAUCACUGUUAACAAUAUGGAGCCUGGAAACAAACUGAUAGCAAGUCUGAAGCCUGCAGUGAAGUUAAGCCCUUACAGGCCAUUUGGGUACUAUUUGUUCUGCUCAAAGGAGGGAGGUCUUUUUGUUGAAAACAAUGAGGCUGUGCUGCCCAUCCUAUUUUAUUCCUUGGCUAGUGCUCAAGGUCAGGCUUCCAGUCUUCAAUUCCCACACAAACGUCGUCAAUUUGGAAGGGCUUCAGAAUCUUCCAUUAUCACAAGGUGCAGCACAAUCUUCUGCCAUGGAAAUCCAACUGAAUGCUCUUGGAAUCGGCAUUCAGAGCACAAGAGCUAGACUUGCACUGAGAGCUGCAGGAGAGGCAGAACAUAAGCUCGAAGACAACCGCAACAAAUUAAAGGAUGAACUGGCAAAGUUGUUAGCAGAAGGGCGUGGCAAGGACGCAGGACAUAUGGUACAAGUGAGAGAUUAUAGAAAGAAACGUUUGAGCAAGAACAUCAUUGGAUACUAUGACGCUUUCAGGGAAAAAAAGGAGAAGGAAGAUUUUCAGGCCAACCUUAACAGGCUUAACCUUGCCGCCUUUUAUGACAAGCUAGAAGAUAUGGUGGAGACCCACCAGGUGCCUGACGACUUUCAAUUCAUUGAAGAUUUGAUAAAAGAAGGAACAGAAUACAGGCUUCUGGUCGAGCCUCUGGAUGCUAGUUAUUACAGGCUGGGCAAGCAUGAGGAUUCGAGACAUUAUAUUAGAAAUGCAAGGUCUCGUCGUUAUAAAGCCCUUGAAAAGUGGUUGGCAGACAUAAAAUCCGAUGAAAAGAAGCGAGAUGUGAUUAAUAGUCUCCAAGGUAUAACAAAGGACUCCUUAUUCUGGGCUAAUGUUGAAGAAGUUUCAUGGAUAAUGAGUAAUCCAAGGGAAAAUCUAGAAGUAAAGACGAAGAGGUGUACCGAAACUAUGUGAAGCAACUGUUGGAGAGACGAGUUGUGUGUGGAGGAGGUGGUGAUGGGAGAAUCCAGUUUUGUGAAAUGGUGGAAGAAGCUUAGCUCACAAGACCAACAAAUCUCCCCCAUAGCCUCUAUUUUUCAAGGCUGAAACUAGUGCUCCUAUUAUCAGAUCUUGAAUUGCUCCUAUUAAUAGUCUCCAAGGUAUAACAAAGGAUUCCUUAUUCUGGGCUCAGGUUGAAGAAGUUUCAUGGAUAAUGAGUAAUCCAAGGGAAAAUCUAGAAGUAAAGACGAAGAGGUGCACCGAAUUACAGAACUAUGUGAAGCAACUGUUGGAGAGACAAGAGUUGUGUGUGGAGGAGGUGGUGAUGGGAGAAUCCAGUUUUGUGAAAUGGUGGAGGAAGCUGAGCCCACAAGACCAACAAGCCUCCACUAUCUCCUAUAUCUUUGGAGGCAGAAAUUAGUGCCACUAUUAUCAGAUCUCUCAUUGCUCCUCUGAAGAAAUUAACUGAUACUGUGGUUGAAGUGGAGCAAUUGCUGUUAAGACUUGAACGUUGUUAAACUUUGUUUGUGUAGUUUCUCUAUUUUGUAAUGCAGCACAGUAAUGUUUUCUC